This is a messenger RNA of Thlaspi arvense, 1158 nucleotides long. The record is from the annotation of a GenBank genome assembly. Lineage: Eukaryota; Viridiplantae; Streptophyta; Magnoliopsida; Brassicales; Brassicaceae.
AAGUGGAAAAAAACACUCACAGAAAUGGAGGUUGAGGUGACUUGCAGGGAGAUGAUCAAGCCAUUGUUUCCAACUCCACACCAUUUGCGCCAUCUGCAACCCUCCUUCUAUGACCAAAUGCAAGCCCGGGUGUUGAUGCCCACCCUCUAUUUCUACCCAGAAGACCCCAACACCACCAAUCUCCAGCAAGCCAACAAGCUAAAGCGAUCUCUUGAGAAUGUUCUCACAAAAUUCUACCCGCUUGCUGGCCGCGUUGAAGAAGACCACACCGACUGCAAUGACGAGGGCGUCCCUUACGUCGAAGCCCGAGUCAAUUGCCAGCUCUCACAAGUCAUCGGCGAGUCUCGGCUCGCCAAGCUAGACAAGUUGCUUCCGUACACUGACUGGGAAGAGUCUCACAAUCUUGCACUGGCAGUACAAGUGAACUUCUUCGAGUGCGGUGGCAUUGCGAUUGGUAUAUCUUCUAAUCACAAGGUUUUUGAUGCUGCAUCAAUUUUUUAUUUCGUCAAUUCCUGGGCUGCCGUGGCUCGCGGGGAUUUAGACUAUAACCGAAUGUCAAGUCCCAAUUUUGACCUCCCUAAGCUCUUCCCACCAAAACCCUUGCCCUUCACGCCGAAACUGGUUCAACUCAUUUUGAGAAGAUUGUGGCUAAGAGGAGCAACUCGUGAAAAGCGUUAUUUGGCCUUUCUUAUGGUGAAUUUGCGUAUGAGAGCAAAUCCUCCGCUUUCGGAAUCUUAUUUUGGUAACCUUGUCGGGUUUGCCAAGGUUGGAGAAUCCACGGACCAGGCUUUGAUGGACGGAUCAGAGUUUGUGACCCGAACAAGGGAUGCAGUAAAGAGAAAUGCUGAUAGUUUUGUUAAAAAACAUGAAAAUCCUAUUAGCGACGUGCACGUGGAUGAUUAUAGCAACAAAUCUGAAGAUGUGAACGUGAAAUUUUCAAGCUUCUCCAACUUUGCAUUGUACGAAGCUGACUUUGGGUCGGGUCGACCCGUGUGGGUGACCAUGGGAGGGUCAUGCUUUAAAGACACAGUGCUUUACCUACCCACAAGAUCAGGUGAUGGUAUAGAAGUAUUGUUGUAUUUGAAAGAGGAUGACAUGUCCAAGCUAGAAUCAGACACAGACUUCUUAGGUUUUGCAUCCACUUCUUCGGAUGUUUAA